CCUCUCACUCGAAAAUCAAUACGCCAAGACACUUCUUUAUACUAUCCUUUCACUCUACUGCGCAGGUCCGGAAGUGCUGGAACUUCCGAUGUAACCACCGUAAUAAUCACUGGCAACUUGAAAACACCGUUUUAGUGGCUACAAUAAUGAUAAUUCAUGCCAGAUACAGAGUUUUAAUGGACGCGUGUGCACUAAUUGUGCUGCUAUCUGCAUUUGAAGUUGCCUUGAGUGCCAAGUCUGGAUUAUCAAACAAAGCUAAGCUGAGUAUUGGCGUGCUGCUUGAUGUCCGGUCUGUCCAGCUUCGGCCACUGCUGGAGACAAAGAUGGGAGAAACGAAGGAGGGCAGCAGUCUCCUGUUCCAACCACACAUCUCCACCGUCGACAUCACCGACAGCUUUGCCGUCAGCAACGCCAUGUGUGAUCUGAUAACAAAAGACGUCGUCGCCAUCAUCGGUGUGACCAACGCCUCCUCACUUUCCACCAUCCAGUCUUACAGCAACACCUUUAACAUGCCCUUCGUGAGCAUCGGAUCCACGCAGAACUUCACGACGACGCCUGGUUUCCAGUUGUUUGUCCGUCCGUCCUUUAUGGGGGCGGUAGUCGACCUGCUGCACCACUAUGGUUGCAGGAAGGCUGUGUAUAUCUACGACUCGGAUGAAGGUUUAAUGCGGAUCCAGGAUCUGUUCCAGUCCUUGAACACGAGGGACUUACUAAUAGAUCUUGAUGUAAGGAGGAUAAACUCACUUCCUGUGGCCAAAGACGGCAUGGGUGCUCCCGCUGGAGUUGACCACAUGACCAAAGGAGACACCAGUCAGAAGGUGUUUUACAUCAUGGACCUAGAACAACUCGAUGUCCUUGGUGUCAUUCGCUAUUUGAAGAAAGAACACGUCUUGUCCGGGAUUGAUCUGAAUAUUAUAGCCGUUGCCUUGGAUUUGGUACCGGUGUCUUCUUCCAACACAGACCUGUCCGCUACCAACAUAUCGGGGUUCCAAUUGGUUUCUGACGGAUCAGCAGAUCACGUGAUAGGUCUACAUGACUCAGUCUUCACAGACGUGAUGAAGAGCACUGAAGCAUUGUUGGUCGAUGCUGUAGACGUUGUGAGGACGGCAGUGGAGGAGGUGGAGAAAGUCAGUCCCGGAUGGUUGAUGGAGAGAAGCAAACAGUUAGACAAUCAAGUAAAAUGUACAAACUUCGUUGUGGACAAAACUACCCAUGGACAGAUCCUUAUGGAACACCUAAGACAGGUUCAGUUUGAAGGUCAGACCGGCAGGGUUACCUUUGAUGAAAAUGGAAAAAGGAACAACUUUGCCUUGGAAAUAUUUGAAUCUACAAGUGGUGAAGCAAACAAAAGGGUUGGCAAAUGGCACCCCGAGCAUGGCUUACGAAUGUCCUCGAGUUGGCACAUAGAGAAGACAGUCAUCUUACUUAUCAAUAACACUCGUCCGGUACAUUUUGUACAAAAAUCUGAAUAAAAGAUCAA
Messenger RNA from Haliotis rufescens (red abalone), 1480 nucleotides. Its product is annotated as glutamate receptor-like. NCBI's taxonomy places the organism in Eukaryota, Metazoa, Mollusca, Gastropoda, Lepetellida, Haliotidae. The transcript has 9 exons. The record is from RefSeq and is a predicted model, not a curated record. The coding region runs from base 147 to 1472 and encodes 441 amino acids.